GGCAUCUAAAAAGCUGCUGCGUAAAAAGAAAAGAGGAGAAGAAGAAGAAAAAGCGCUCGAGUCAAAGUUUGUGACUCAGAGACCCAGCAGCCCACCCAGGCUGAGAUCGAUGACUCCGAAUCCAUUCUCUGUUCAAUAUCUCGAUCCGUUUUCUGUCUCGAGUUCAUCCGCUCGUGCAGCUCCGUGUCCUCUCUGAGGCGCGCGUAAAAAAAAAAAAAAAAAAAAAAAGGAAAAAAAAGAGGAGGCUGGGUCCAAAUCUGAUCCAAAACUCUGACAGCUCCUGACCUCGCGGCCGCUGCGCGUCUGGCGCACUGCGAUUAGGAAGAGGGGGAAAAAAUGAUGUCACGCGAAGCCACAAGGGGACCUGGGAUUUACCAAAUACCUUCCAGUUGAGCAGGAGUCCUGCCAAGUAAGGGACAACCUCCUCCUCCUCCUCCUCUCUUCCUCCUCUUCCAGCGGCGACAAGUGCAGAGAAUCGACGGAGGAGAAUUGAGCAAAUUAUCUACUUUUUGCGCGCUCCUUCCUGGACGGUAACGAUCGACGAGGUCUCGGCUCUCCGCACGCCGCUAUCGAGCGAGCCGCGGCCGUCAAUAAGCGAGGGGGAGCUGGGCAGCCGAUUAGGAGAGGGGGGGUUCCCCGGCAGAUGAUGCCCUUUCCUGCGGGCCGGUGAGGAGCAGCACCGACCCCCGGCUUCCCUCCAGCAGCUUCUCGUUGUUGUUGUUGUUGUUGUUUUCGUGGCGGCGCGGUUGAUGCGGAGGUGAUGGACGGUCCUCUCCGCCGCCCAGCGGGGAUCCUCGGCUCCCCCCCGGCUUCUGGGAGCCAGCCCGCGGGCUCCGACAUGCUCACCUCCGGCGGCAGCAGCAGCAAGCCUCUCGCUUUCUCCAUCGACCGGAUUAUGGCCAGGACGCCCGAGCCCAAGUCGAUACCGCUCCCCAGCUGGUUCCAGUCCGCUCCCGUGGGGAAACCCGACGUCUGCCCGUCCUCGCUGCAUUGUAUGAUCCCGCUGGUGCCGCUCGGCUACGAGCCGGGCCACCGGCUCAGCAUCAGCGGGCUGGAUCCGGGCCACCUCGACGCGUCCUCUCUCGCCGCUCCCGCAGACUUUUUGGGCUUCGGGUUGAACUAUAAGAACCAGCAGGAGGACUCCGCUGUGAGCCAGAGCGCCGGCCAGUACAAACUCUUCAGACCCCGGGUGGUGAACCAGUCCUCCUUCCCCACCAUGGGCACCGUGUGCUACCUGAACUGCAGCGGGGACGGCGGCGCGUGUCCUCCGCCGGCCGGCCUGGUCAACCUGCACCCGAUGGCCUCGUACCUGCUCACCGCCCGGCACAAAGCCUUCAUGGCUGAGAAGAGCAAGCCGGGCCUGCAGCAGGCCGGGGAGCGGUACCCGGUGUCCGGCGUGCAGGCCUUCAAGGAGCUGUCUCAGAGCCAGAUCCAGCACUACAUGAAGGAGCGGGACCAGAUCCUCACCGACAAGAUCUUCAAGGGCUCCGCGGCGGCGGCGGCGGCGGCGGCGGCCCGGCUGAGCGGCUCCUGUCCCGGCAGCAAACCCAAAGUCUUCACCUGCGAGGUCUGCGGCAAGGUGUUUAACGCGCACUACAACCUGACCCGCCACAUGCCCGUGCACACCGGCGCGCGGCCGUUCGUGUGUAAAGUUUGCGGGAAAGGAUUCCGACAGGCGAGCACACUGUGCCGGCACAAGAUCAUCCACACUCAGGAAAAACCGCACAAGUGUAAUCAGUGCGGGAAAGCAUUCAACCGCAGCUCCACGCUCAACACGCACACGCGCAUCCACGCGGGAUACAAACCGUUCGUGUGCGAGUUCUGCGGGAAAGGAUUCCAUCAGAAAGGAAACUACAAGAACCACAAGCUGACGCACAGCGGCGAGAAGCAGUUCAAGUGCUCCAUCUGCAGCAAGGCGUUCCACCAGGUGUACAACCUCACCUUCCACAUGCACACGCACAACGACAAGAAGCCCUUCACCUGCCCCACCUGUGGGAAGGGCUUCUGCAGGAACUUUGACCUGAAGAAACACAUCAGGAAGCUGCACGACCCGGCCGGCCCUCAGUCGCCUCCGCAGGCCUGAGCGCCGACUCCGUCCGACCCGCCUCGUCCCCCACACGCCAAAAAAAAACAAAACAAAAAAAACCCACAUCAGGUCGGCUGUGACCUCCGUCAGGCCUGGAGCUGAACUUUAGUCCUCGUGUGGCAGCAGAUCUGUGGAGCCCUGUAGACUUUCUGUGCCCUCAUGUCACCGAUCUGUGCGCUUGUCCCCCCAAAAUGAGAAACUUUGAGCCUCUAAUGACUUAAUAAUUAGUUUCUUUGGUGGCUGAUUGUCUCACAUCCUCCAGAUAUCAGCCAGGCAAAAUAUCUUUAAUUCACUGUCUUGAAGACGAUUAGAAGAACGUUGAAAGAGGCCCAGAUAUCCCGACUUUUACUCCACUUCCCAUAAUGCAACUGGAUGUUAGUGUCUUUUGAUCAGACGCUUCCUGCCCGCAGCUUUCAGUCUCCUCGUGUCAGGUUUGUAACGUCGUCUUUCAUGUCACCAAGCUCAAGCUGAGUUAUAACCCCGAUGACGUCACUGUGACGUCAUCGGGGUUAUUUCCUCAGACGUGACCGGCCUGAGAGAGUCAGCGGGGGAAAAUCUAGACUUUUGAUUUGGACAAAUCUCUGACGGACAGGGACGAUGAGCAGUCAUGGGGUUCAGGGGGCGGAGCAGCUUCGGUUUGUCUUUCAGUCAGGCAGUAUUUCUAAAGAUCUGAGUUAAAGACACAUUUUUAAGUGAAAUCUAUUAAAUCCAGCAGUAUUUUCUCACGCUCUGAUAUAUUCCGAUCCUUACCUUGCUGAACUUUUGAGUCAGGGUGGUGUUUGUUUCGCUCAGUAGUCCACAAAGUCUGACAUGUUUCACUCCAGAGUCCUUUAAACAACGAGCAUUGUAUUUGUACUAACUCCCCUCAUGUGACUCGCUCUCGUCCUCGACUCCUCUCGGGCCCGUUGACCUCAGACUCGACCCCGCCAUCUUGAACUUCACCCUGAAAAAGCCAUCAGGACGCCUCUCAACACCUCCAGGCCUGAUACGACCCCUGACCUCUGACCCCUGUGGCCCGGAAGCUGACAGGAGGAACCCGGCCGACCCGGCAGCGUCUGUCGUCACGGAGGACGAGCUGAACUUUGACUCUCCCGCCCUCUGAACAUUAGCCAGUUAUAUUAAAAUGGUGGCUAAUUAUUA
Acanthopagrus latus (yellowfin seabream) is the source of this 3226-nucleotide messenger RNA. It is a transcript of the gene fezf1, whose product is annotated as FEZ family zinc finger 1. Lineage: Eukaryota; Metazoa; Chordata; Actinopteri; Spariformes; Sparidae. The coding region runs from base 761 to 2083 and encodes 440 amino acids. The transcript is spliced from 4 exons. Gene Ontology annotation, cellular component: nucleus. The record is from RefSeq and is a predicted model, not a curated record.